AUGCGCGCGCGCAGUAUACCCGCUACCGUCGGAAGGGACGGCCGCUCGUGAUAAUGGCUAGCAAGUCGAACGGUGUGGAACACGAGUGGGUUAGAGGACCCCCUCCAGGCGGCUCUGUCUGGAAGAGGUUCGGGAGGGCCAUCUAUAAUUCUGAGGAGAAAAGCUUCUUGGGACGCACGGGAAAGAGAUGGGGCAUCCUGUUCGCAUUCUACACCGUGUUCUACUCGGUGCUGGCCCUCCUCUUCGCCCUCUGUAUGGGAGGACUGUUUCUAUCGCUCGACGAUCGCAAACCCACGCAUAUUCUUGACAGUUCGCUCAUAGGGGCAAAUCCAGGCGUCACCUGCAGACCUUAUCCAAUCGCAUAUAACAAAGUGCAGUACGAUCCGCAGAAUUUCACAAAUGGCCACCCAUACAUAAAUCAACUACAAGAAUUCUUUACUCCAUACGAGACAAUCGACUGGUACAAGUCUGAAAAUGUUUGCGUCUCCGCGGACAACUAUGGGUUUCCAGAAACACCGUGCUUUUUCAUCAAAAUCAAUAAAAUAUACGGUUGGAGCCCUGACUGUUAUACAGCAGUCGACCUUCCCGAAGACAUGCCCGAUGAUUUAGUGGAACACAUCAAAUCCUUGGAACCAGAGAAACAAAACCAAGUAUGGAUAACAUGUGUGGACGAGAGUCAUAACUCGACGAAGAUCGAGUACCCCUGGGGUCGAGGGCUGGCGAGCAGUUUCUACCCCUUCAACAACACCGACGGCUACCAGAGUCCACUGGUCGCUGUGAAAAUAACGCCUGCAGUGGAUGACACCGUGUCUAUCCGCUGCAGGGCGUGGGCGAAGAACAUCAUCUACAACAAAAGUAUAAAGGAGCAGUCUGGGUAUACUCGGAUACUACUACACGUGAAUGUAGCCGAUAAUACCACAGACGUAUUAACGUAAGAGUAUAAUAGGCGUAGAUAAGGUGACAUCGAUUUUGGCCGGCUCCUAUGAACGAUCUUCACCGCUGUCGCCGAAUACGUAGUGAAAAUAGACCAAUUAGAAUAAACUUACAAAAUUGGUUAACUGGUGGUAGGUUUUUCAUAUGUGAGAGUCUGCCUGGGUAGGUACCACAGCAAUAUCUAUUUCUGCCGCCAAGCAGCGGUGUGUAGUCACCGUGGUGUUCCGGUUUAAAGGACAUUGUAGCCAGUGUAACUACUGAACAUAUAAGACUUAACAUCUCAUGUCUCAGGAUGGCGAGCGCAGUGGAAUACCAAACAAUACUUUCUAAUUCAAGGUGUUGGAUGGUGAUUCUACUGUUUGUGGCGGUCGUAUAGUUUACCAUCAGAUGAACAGCAAGCUCGUUUCGUCAUUUAAAGCAAUAAAAAAGAACAUUGUGUAUGGAAAUCGAGCAUUAAUUACCUCGAUCAAAACUUUUAUUACCUUGAAGAAAUAUUAGAGACGGUUUAAAGUAAUCCAAAAUCCCAUUGUUUUUUCUAUUAAACAAGUAAAUAUAAGCCACCGAAUGUAGAUAGUACCUAUGUCCUCUACAAUUAUCAAUAUUUUCAAAAACAGUACAGCGAAGUUGUCGUAAAUAGCUCCUGUGGAAAAAUACGGUACUACAAUAUACCAGUAGAAGAAUCAAAAGUGGUCAGUGUCCCUAUUUUCGCAAAUAGUGUUAUGCUACGCUAGUAGGAUAUCGAUUUAACACCGAAUAAUUUUCGAAUUAAUUUCAAAUCGAUUUCAUCUUGUCUAUGCCCUUAGUUAUGUUACUGAAUAUUUAAAAACAUGAAUUCAAACUUGACUAUAGAGCAAAGGAUGGUCACAAUGUAGCUACAAAUUGGUAUUUGCUAAUAUUUAUUGUAUUUUUUAAAUUCCAGUUUGAGUUUUGUUUUAGAGCAAAAUAUCGGAACAAGUUGAUAACCUACGACACAUUUUGUAUCGUAGUAUAAGCUAUUUUUAAUGUUGAAUGUAUCUAUUUGUCGUGUUUGUUGUGCCCUUGUAUAUGAUUGGUCAACAAGUAAUUGUAUUUCAUUUUAUUCGAUCAAUGCAUUAUAAAAAGAGUGUCGCUAUUGAGCGAAGUCUUCUGAUAAUAGAUUAGAGAAUGAUUCACGAA
Messenger RNA from Manduca sexta (tobacco hornworm), 2088 nucleotides. Its product is annotated as sodium/potassium-transporting ATPase subunit beta-1. Lineage: Eukaryota; Metazoa; Arthropoda; Insecta; Lepidoptera; Sphingidae. The transcript has 7 exons. Gene Ontology annotation, molecular function: ATPase activator activity. Gene Ontology annotation, cellular component: sodium:potassium-exchanging ATPase complex. The record is from RefSeq and is a predicted model, not a curated record. Bases 54 to 935 code for a protein of 293 amino acids. Gene Ontology annotation, biological process: intracellular sodium ion homeostasis; potassium ion import across plasma membrane; sodium ion export across plasma membrane.